AUGUGUUUAUUAGUGACGUCACACUAUGAUACAGCUGCUUGGAAACAAAUAACCUGGCAACCAACAUCACAUCUCAGCCAUCUUAGAAACAAAUGGACGUUCACUUUCAAAAAAGUUGGAACGGGACACACUAUGAAUAUCAAUCUGUUUGACUUGAACAAAGUGACAUUCCAACAACUUUCAGCUAUUCCGGGAAUCGAUGAAUCAUUUGCAAAUGCAAUAUUAAAAUACAGAAAACAGCACAAAGGUGUGAAACAUUUUGACGAAAUUUGGAAAAUAAAUGGAAUAUCCAGGCCAAAAUACAAGAUUUUACAAAGGCACGUGGAAGUUGUAGGACAGCAACCUUUGGUAGUCGGUUCAAAAUUGCCAUAUGCCAAAGAGUCGUUAGAAACAGUGCACGCACGAGCUUAUCGAGGGUUUCAAAAGAGAAGAACGGAGCUCCAAAAACGCGCCAAAUCUGCAAAUGGGUUCGUUGAGAGGCAAAAACUUUUCACAUCAACUCCUAAAGUAGCACGACCCUCCAGCUAUCAACAGCAAAGGAAUAAACCAACCCCCAUAAAAAAUACCAAGAGGCAAACAAAACAGGCGUUUGUGUCUCCUAUCGCUGAACCCGUCGUUUUGUCACCCUCAUUUACCAUGUCAAAAAGGAAGACAAAAACGCCUGAACAGAAUCCAUAUUGUAUCGAGGCGUCACCAUCGGGAAAUAAACUCAAUGUCACUUGCAACCUUAACUAUAACAAACGCAAUAAAGAUAAGGCCUCGUGGAUGGUAUUUCAGGUUGAAUCUGGAAAAGGCGCAAGAAGGUCGGGAGUUGAAUUUGAAUCACCUGUAAAUGAGGCAACAAGCACCACUCGUGUUCCAUAUACUCAUACACAAACCCAAACAUCCCGACACACUCUUCACGAAAUAGCAAAAUCCGUGCAACUGACAGGCGUUAAUCGUAACACUAACCAAAAUAUUCCCAAUAUAUUAUCAUCAGCUAGAAACGGGACACCAUUUGAGAUUCAUCCACCUGGGCUACCUUCAGUCGGACAACCUAAUGCGGGUAAUGCUUCACAAAACAGAGAAGAUAAUGUCAUCCAAUCCCACAUUCCCAUCGAAGUAAUGAACAAAGAUCGUGACCAAUUGAUAGAUGAUACCAGAAAUCGUCUAAAGAACGCUAAAAGAGACUUACGAAAAAUAAGGGAAGUAAACUCACCAAGGAGAUUAAAUGAGAGGGCCAUACACGAGUUCGAAGUUCAAACGUACAAAACGUUGGGACAAAAGGUACGAUCAAUAGAAAAAUGGAUUGAAGAGGUAGAAAAAGAAACAAGGGGAAUGUAUAGUGAUAUACAAAGCCUGAACAACAGCAAUAGCAACCAUAGCAAUGAAAGGAGAAGUAAAUCAGCAAAUCCAAAUCUGAAAUCGACCAAUUUGGACAAGACAGUAGAUUUACAAAUAGGUACAAACCAAUGUAUUUCAUGUCAACAACCUAUGGCAUCUCAUAUGAAUUCUCCAUAUGAAGUUCACGAGUCAUAUGGACAGCUACGUCGUGAGGACUUGACUACAACUGACCAUCGAGCAGCGAAUGAAGAAAAAACGCGACCGAUGCAUAAACGUAAGCCACAGGAACGUAAAACAGAUGUUAGAAAAGACAAUGAUGGGGAAACAAGUCCAAAAUCACAAAAGACUGCACGAAGUCCCAGAGGUGAGAGGGGGAGGCGAGAACACAGAGACGACCGAGAAUCGAGAAAUCGACACCGACAAAACACACGCCAAAGACCAUCGCACAGGCCUCGUAGACACGACGGUAGCAGAAAGUCCCGAAAAGAAGAAGUGUGUAAAGUAAUGUGACAGUUUAGGGUGUAAUGUGAUAUGAACAGAUAAUACAAUAACCACAUGCAUAAUUGCACGAUGAACGCUAGAUAAUUUUCCUUUCUCAUGAUUGAUAUUGCUACUUAAUUUAGGAAGAAAUCAAUUUAGUUACAACUCGCUAAUUUAUACGUUUUGUUACUAAGAUACACCAGGGGCGUGGCCAGCUUUCAGUCAGAGGGGGGGGGGGGGGGCGAUCGCCAAAAAAAUCGCUUUUCAGUCAGGGGGUGUGAUUGUGAAAACAAGGCAAAAAAAUAAGAUUUAUCUUGAAUUUUACAAAAAAUGCAACUUCCUUCAGAAUUGAGCUAGAAGAUUAAAAUAAAAAGCAUUUUAAAGCUCUUUUCUUUCAUCUCAUGGUUAUAUUUUGGCCUUCGCCUGUGUACUCUAUAUGACCUACCAGACGCAACCAACCCCUCUUUAAGUGUAUCUGCUUCCUCAUAUUGGGAAAACCAUACGGCGUGCACCCUGUAAAAACUCGAGGUGUAAACAUUUUUGGGAUGAAUCUUUUUAAACCUUACACGGUAGCCUAUCUCGAUAGAUCUCCCUCAUUACACCUGUUUGAAUUGUUACAUUUGACUGAACUGUAUAGAAGAAAUGAAUUGAUCAGCGUGUCCAAUGAGAAAAGGCCUGGUGUUAUAAUUCAAAUGAUGAAUUGGAUCAUAAUGAUAUCAAAAAAACUCCUGAACUGACUGUAGGCCUAAUGGUAAAUGAAAUAGGCCCAACCUCUUGCUUACCAAAAGUGUGACCUGACUAGCUACCACAGAGUGCAUGACCAUGGAGUCAUGGACUUUCAAGAAAACCCAUGGAAUGACAAAUGGAUCUAAAAUUAUUGUACAUAUUUCUUUGCUGAAAGGGCUCGACGAUUAACAAGCAGCAUGAGAAAUAAGAAACAUUUAGGCCCCUUAUUUUGUAUUUUGACUUUCACCAUCAUGGGCUUUCAAGAUAGUUUUCUGUUGAAAGCCCAUGCUUUCACAUUACAUAUUUCUUUAUGACAUAAAAUGAGAGGAAAAAUAUACGUAUAUGCGGCUACUCAUUUAAGAACAUCGUUUGACCCGAUCUACAACAGCUAUGUUGACGGGUCACCUCCAAUGCCAUUCACUGACUUCACUCAUCAGACGGUUCUGGUAUUAGAUGAUCAAAUAUUACUGAUUAAUAUGUUUGCACUAAUAAUAUAACAUAUACAUAGGGAUACUAUGGUAGUAUAUAUAUUAUUAUACCACUCUAAGUCCAAUUACAGUUGUAUAACAUGGGUCUAUAACAGCGAUAUACAGUGGAGAGUGGUAUAUCGUCAUCGUAUACAACUCCUCCGUAUACACUCCAGCGUAUACCACUGUAGAGGUGCAUUCUGGGAACUAAUGAAUAAAAAAA
Messenger RNA from Owenia fusiformis, 3219 nucleotides. The record is from the annotation of a GenBank genome assembly. NCBI's taxonomy places the organism in Eukaryota, Metazoa, Annelida, Polychaeta, Sabellida, Oweniidae.